This is a messenger RNA of Neolamprologus brichardi, 7096 nucleotides long. The record is from RefSeq and is a predicted model, not a curated record. NCBI's taxonomy places the organism in Eukaryota, Metazoa, Chordata, Actinopteri, Cichliformes, Cichlidae.
GAGAGAGAGAGAGAGAGAGAGAGCACGUCUGCUGCUGCGUCUGUUCUCUCUCUCCCUAUCACACACUCUCGGGAGCAGCGCUUUGACGCACCACGCAGAGUUGGAUUAUAGUAUUGCGCGCUGGUCUUUCACGAUUUUCUGUCCCUCGCGUUACCCUCACCGCUGACCGGCAGUUGAUAUAUUAUCGGGAUCAAUAUCUCUCCGCCACGGUGACCUCUGCUGAGCUUUUCUUUUCUUUUUCUUUUUUUGGGGGGAGAAAGAAGAGCAGCCGCGGCUUCCUCGCAGGACGCGUGUUGUGAAUUACAACCAACAGAGCCUUACCUGGAGUGUGUGCGUGUGUGUGUGUGUGUGUACAUGAGAGAGGGUUUCUUUGGAACGGAUCAGAUCAAGGACCGAGGUGUUUCACUGUCUUUGCUCCGCGGGCACACAUUUACAUACACAGGCACUGCACUCACCGGGGGGAUUUGGGCACCGCAUGCCGGGGACAUGUGGAAGUUUGCGCCGCUGUAGCGCAGCCAAAGAGCCGCUCUACCGCCUUAUCGAGCGCCCCUAUUUCUACCCAGGGGGACCCAAGUCCCUGAUCACAGUCCUCACGCACUGAAACCCCUCUCAGAGGACCCAAAUGUAAAUUCAGAACCAGACAUUUCUGAAACACGCGUGUGCUAAGGGAGGACAGCGAAAAGGAGGACGGCAUCCCGUUGCGUGCAGAGUUUGGUGAGCUCCUCCGGGGGAUUUCGGGGCUUUAUCUUUUAACGCCCUUCUGUUUUCACGGUGUUUUUGCGGGUCUCAUAUUGGCCCCCACUUGCCGCAGUGAUGGUGGGAGUUCGGUGCCCCGUUGGCCCUCACCGCUCCCCGGUGACUGUGCUGGGGCUGCUGGUGACUGUUCUGGUCCUGUCCAGCGGAGCAGACGGUCAGCCAUGCCCGGCCCAGUGCUCCUGCACCGGUACGACAGUGGACUGUCACGGACAAGGACUGCGCAAUGUGCCCAGAAACAUACCUCGAAACACAGAGAGACUGGACCUGAAUGCAAACAACCUCACUAAAAUCACGAAGACGGAUUUCGCAGGGCUGAGGCAUCUGCGAGUGUUGCAGUUAAUGGAGAACAAAAUCACCACAAUCGAGAGAGGAGCCUUCCAGGACCUGAAGGAGCUGGAGAGACUGCGCCUGAAUCGGAAUAAUCUGGCUGUCUUUCCCGAGCUGCUUUUCCUGGGAACAACGAAGCUUUACAGACUUGAUCUCAGCGAAAACCAGAUUCAGGGAAUUCCAAGGAAAGCCUUCAGGGGAGCUGUGGAAAUCAAGAAUCUCCAGUUGGACUACAACCACAUCAGCUGUAUUGAAGAUGGAGCUUUCAGAGCGCUACGUGACCUGGAAGUACUCACCCUGAACAAUAACAACAUCAGCCGACUGUCUGUGGCCAGUUUCAACCACAUGCCAAAGCUCAGGACCUUCCGCCUGCACUCCAACAACCUGCAGUGUGACUGCCACGUAGCCUGGCUGUCAGAGUGGCUGCGACAGCGCCCCCGGCUGGGUCUUUACACGCAAUGCAUGGCCCCUCCGCACUUGAGGGGGCACAACGUGGCCGAGGUGCAGAAGAAGGAGUUUGUGUGCACAGACUGGGAUGAAGGUCACCAGUCGUCAUCAUCUUCCUCCUGCAGUGUGUUACAGUGUCCGGAGUCGUGCACCUGCAGUAACAACAUUGUGGACUGUAGAGGGAAGGGUCUCACAGAAAUACCCACCAACCUGCCCGAAACCAUCACCGAGAUACGACUGGAGCAGAACGCCAUCAAGGUGAUACCAGCUGGGGCCUUUUCUCCUUAUAAGAAGCUGCGCAGGAUAGACUUGAGUAACAACCAGAUAUCAGAGCUGGCCUCGGAUGCCUUCCAAGGUCUGCGCUCUCUCAACUCGCUCGUACUAUAUGGGAACAAAAUCACAGAGAUCUCCAAAGGACUCUUUGAGGGGCUGUUCUCUCUGCAGCUACUGUUACUGAAUGCUAAUAAGAUAGCAUGCCUGCGCGUGGACGCGUUUCAGGACCUUCACAACCUCAAUCUGCUAUCACUGUAUGACAACAAGCUCCAGACCAUCGCCAAGGGGACUUUCUCAUCUCUAAGAGCCAUACAAACACUUCACUUGGCGCAAAACCCCUUUAUCUGUGACUGCCAUCUGAAGUGGCUGGCAGACUACCUGCAGGACAAUCCCAUCGAGACGAGCGGCGCCCGCUGCACCAGCCCUCGACGGCUCGCCAACAAACGAAUCGGGCAAAUCAAGAGCAAGAAGUUCCGCUGCUCAGCUAGAGAACAGUAUUUCAUCCCAGGUAACGAGGAUUACCGUAGUAAGCUAGGAGGCGACUGCUUCGCAGACCUGGCCUGCCCUGAAAAGUGUCGCUGCGAGGGCACCACCGUCGACUGCUCCAACCAGAAACUCACCAAAAUACCUGAUCACAUUCCUCAAUACACCACCGAGCUGCGUCUGAACAACAAUGAAUUCAGUGUGCUCGAGGCGACGGGGAUCUUCAAAAAGCUGCCUCAGCUGAGGAAGAUUAACCUGAGUAAUAACCGUAUCACUGACAUAGAGGAGGGAACGUUUGAAGGAGCUUCAGGGGUCAAUGAGCUGAUUCUGACCUCCAACAGACUGGAGAACAUACACCACCGCAUGCUGAAGGGACUCAGUGGCCUCCGCACACUCAUGCUGAGGAGCAACCGCAUCAGCUGUGUGAGCAACAGCAGCUUCGUGGGGUUGAGUUCGGUGCGUCUGCUGUCACUCUAUGACAACCAGAUUACCUCCAUGAACCCCGGAGCCUUCGACACGCUGCACUCCCUGUCCACACUAAACCUUCUGGCUAAUCCUUUUAACUGCAACUGUCACCUGGCUUGGCUUGGUGAUUGGUUGAGAAGGAAACGCAUCGUCACUGGUAACCCCCGCUGCCAGAGUCCUUACUUCCUGAAGGAGAUCCCCAUCCAGGAUGUAGCUGUCCAGGACUUUGCCUGUGAAGAUGGUAAUGAUGAGAACAGCUGCUCUCCAGUGCUGAGGUGUCCAGCUGAGUGUUCCUGUCUGGACACCGUGGUCCGCUGCAGCAACAAGGGACUCACCACGCUGCCCAGAGGCCUGCCCAAAGAGACCACCGAACUGUAUUUGGAUGGAAAUCACUUCACUCAAGUUCCCGUGGAGCUCUCCAAUUACAAACACUUAACGCUCAUUGAUUUGAGUAACAACCAGAUCAGCACGUUGUCCAACCACAGCCUCAGUAACAUGUCCGAGCUGCUUACCCUAAUUCUGAGCUACAACCGGCUGCGAUGCAUACCAGAGAGGGCGUUCGACGGACUUAAAUCUCUCCGUUUGUUGUCUCUUCACGGUAAUGACAUAUCACUGAUACCAGAAGGAGCCUUCAAAGACCUGUCAUCGCUUUCCCACCUGGCUCUGGGCGCCAACCCUCUGUACUGUGACUGUCACAUGCAGUGGCUGUCAGACUGGGUGAAGAGCGGGUAUAAGGAGCCUGGCAUUGCUCGCUGUGCCGGGCCCGGCGACAUGACGGACAAACUUCUACUGACCACACCCUCCAAGAAGUUCACUUGUACAGGCCCAGUGGAUAUAAAUAUCCAGGCUAAGUGUGAUCCCUGCCUGUCCAACCCCUGCAAGAACGAUGGCACAUGUGCCAAUGACCCUGUGCACUACUACCGCUGCACCUGCCCUUAUGGAUUUAAGGGCCAAAACUGUGACGAACCCAUUCACGCCUGUAUCAGUAACCCGUGCCAGAACGGUGGAACCUGCCACCUGAAAGAAGGAGAAGGCAGCAACUUUUGGUGUGUGUGUCCGGAGGGCUUCGAAGGUGACGCGUGUGAGAUCAACAUUGACGACUGUGAAGAUAACGACUGUGAGAAUAACUCCACCUGCGUUGAUGGAAUCAACAACUACACAUGCAUGUGCUCACCAGAAUACACAGCUGCUACCAAUGAGGUGGAGAGAGGGGAGCUGUGUGAAGAGAAACUGGACUUCUGUGCCCCAGAGCUGAACCCAUGUCAGCACGACUCAAAGUGCAUUUUGAUUCCUCAGGGGUACAAGUGUGAGUGCAUUCCAGGCUACAUCGGCGAGCACUGUGAGCUGGAUUAUGACGACUGUGAAGAGAAUAAGUGUCAGAAUGGCGGUCAGUGCAUCGAUGCCGUCAAUGGAUACACCUGCAUCUGUCCAGAAGGGUACAGUGGGUUAUUCUGCGAGUUCUCUCCUCCGAUGGUCCUUCCUCGCACCAGCCCCUGUGACAACCACGAGUGCCUCAACGGGGCACAGUGCGUCAUUGUGGGAUCAGACCCCCGCUGCCAGUGUCUCCACGGCUACGAGGGCGAGCGCUGUGAGACUCUCGCCAGUGUCAACUUUGUCAACCGCGAGUCGUACCUGCAGCUGCCCUCCAGUCUCCUCUCACCACAGACCAACAUCAGCCUGCAGAUUGCUACCGAUGAGGACAGUGGCGUGUUGUUGUAUAAAGGGGAUAAUGAUCACAUUGCCAUGGAGCUGUACAGGGGACGCCUCAGGGUCAGCUACGACACUGGAUCCUAUCCUCCUUCUGCUAUAUACAGCGUGGAGACAGUGAAUGAUGGUAAUUUCCAUGCCGUGGAGUUAGUAGCAUCAGAUCAGACUCUGUCUCUGUCCAUUGAUGGCGGGCCGCCCAAAUCCAUCAACUCCCUCAACAAGCAGUCCACACUCAAUAUAGAUUCUCCACUUUAUGUGGGAGGGAUGCCAGAGCGAGCCUCGGCUUCUGGCGGUCUGUCGGCUCUACAGCACAGCUCGGGUGGCCGUAACGGCACGAGCUUCCAUGGCUGCCUCCGUAACCUCUACAUCAACGGGAAGCUCCAGGAUCUAGGAGCUGGACAUGAAGCGGGGCUCCCAGGAUCUGGAACCACCCAGAGUACCACCAGAAAGUGGUUGGGCAAUGGGGUGGAGCCGGGCUGUCAGCCGUGCCAGAGAGGGGCCUGCGUCCAAGGUGACUGCCACCCAACUGGACACCGCGGUUUCACUUGUACAUGCCACGCAGGCUGGACGGGAACUUUGUGUGACCAGCAAGUUAGCAACCCCUGUGAUGGCAACAAGUGUAUCCAUGGUACCUGCAUCCCAAUCAACUCCUAUUCCUACUCCUGCCGCUGCCAGCCUGGCUUUGCUGGUGUCCUCUGUGAUGAGCAGGACCAGGAUGCAGCUAACCCCUGCAGCCUGUCUCGCUGCAAACAUGGCAAAUGUAGAGUGUCAGGCCUGGGCAAGGCGUACUGCGAGUGUAACAGCGGAUAUACAGGAGAGGCGUGUGACAGAGAGGUGGCCUGCCGAGGGGAACGGGUCCGAGAUGUCUACCAGAGACAGCAAGGCUACGCGGCGUGCCAAACCCAGGAGAAGGUCUCCCGUUUAGAGUGUCGAGGCAGCUGCCCGGGGGGAGCAGAAGGACAGGGCACCUGCUGCACCCCCCUUCGCAGCAAACGCAGGAAAUACACGUUCCAGUGCACUGACGGGUCUUCUUUUGUCCAGGAAGUGGAGAAAGUUGUCAAGUGCGGCUGUACAAAGUGUUCUUCAUAAAAAAAAAAAGAAAGAAAAAACAGAGACGACACCCUCAGCAGAUUUUUCUGUUCUCCAGACAUGUUCUGUGUUCCUGCUCGCCUUACUUGAUCCCCCACCCCCCGUUGUCCAAGAUCCUAAUUCCCCGUGAGGAAACCAUGCACAGUACCCCCCACCACCUUUUUUUAAACCCUUAAAAAACAAACAAAAAAAAGUUUCUUUUCUUGUCAGUGCUGGACUGAUGAUUGAUGCUUCCUCGGUGGGGAUGUCGAAUUGUAUUGUAAAGUACGAAAACAGACUUAUUUUUUAUUAUGAAGUGGCGAAAAAGACAAAAAAAAACCACACACACACAAAAGUUGACUUUUUCCUUUUAUCUACUUCUUUUUGUUGGUCAUGAUGACUCUAAUGGCGUGCCACACUUGUCUCUUCCCUGGAGGACUGACGUGUCACUGACAGCUGACCACUUCCUGACCACAGACUUCCUGCUUCCUGUCCCCCAGUUGUGUGUUUUUAGGAGUAACCUUAGUACCACAGACUCACCACUAGGAGGAGCUGCGUUAAGGCACUGGGAGAGGGCGAGCAGUGACAACCUUCACAAGAAAUCACCACUGCAGUCUGCAGUCUCCCUUUUAACAGACCUCCUGAACCCUCUGAGACUGUGUGCAUGAUCCUACACACAGCUGUGCUCAAUCAUGUGCUAUUUUCUACAGCUACUGAACAACACACACAAACACACAUAAAUACUCUCACCUAUAGAGGUAAACCUCUUACCUGCCAGGAUAAACACACUUCAGUCCGUUUAUUCUGCCCCCAGUCAUGAAUGACAAGUAUUUAUUGUAUCAUAAAUACCUGUACUUAUUCAGUAGAUUCCCCAUGUAUCAAUCUGAUUCUUUUAAUAUAUAUUAAUUUAUACAGUAUUUGUCCUUAUUUUUGUAUUAAAAAGACAUAAUCUGUCAAGAUAGCUGAACUAACAAAAUGGUGUCCUUUAUUUUGGUUGAAGAGAAGUUGUUUUUUUUUUCUUUUUUUUUGGAUCACUGAAACUAUUGUGCUUGCCAGAGACCUUUAGUUACAUUUUAAUCUGCAAAUGUGACGUGAAGACAUUGUAUAUUUUUGUCGCGUUUCCUGGGAGUUUGUACUGUGCCAUUACCAGAAGGUCUUUAUAUUAGAGUAUAAAUGUAUAGAUAAUUUCCCUACCUAUGUAUUUCACACACAGAUCUUGUGAGUAGCAUUGACCCUAGAGGAUGCUUAGGACUGUUUUUACCUUUUUAACAAAUUUAUGCUUAAAGAAUACUGUGACUUUUUUCUAAAUGAAACUACUUUGUUAGCCCCUUGGUCUCCGAUGUUAACAUGUUGCUGCUAAGUUUUUGUACCGUAGACUUGGAUCCUGAUCUGUAUGUUAUAUAGAACUUCCUGCUCCUACUGUACGGGGGGCACCUUGUGUAACAGAUAAAUACGUCCCCCCCUCCACCACUACACAUGUGCAUUGUGCUUUAUAUUUCCCCGUCUCCAUCCCCAGACUAAUGUCAGUUCCCUGACUGAUGUUUGUUUAUUAAACACAAUAUUUACCUCA